AAAACAGUUAGGAGUACUUACAUACCAUUUUUAAAUAUUAAUAAUGUUCAAUGAAUAUUUUACAAUUGUAGGUAUUGAUGAUGUAAUGAGUGUAGCUUGAUCACAAAUAUUUUAUUCAUCACAUUCUUUAACGACUUUUCGACUAGAAAGAGUUUCCCACUCAGCAUGAUGUCCGAAUUUAAUGACCCUUUUCUUGUGUGGAGAAUGAUAUUUACGAUUAAUUUCAAGAAGUUCAAAAUAACAAAGUUUUGCGAAAUUGUGCUUAUUGUAAUUUACGCACUCGUUCACUGUCUACUGUUAUACUACACGUUCACAAACUUCAGUGCAAAUCUCUUAAUUAGAUAUGGACCAGUAAUGAUAUUCUACAUAUUUAUGAUUGCGGCAACAACUUUUUCUAUUGCUUUGGAAGCGGAACUUUCUGAAGUGAUUACAUUUCUGGAUGAAACUUGUUGGCCCCUUAAUAUGAUAGCGGAAGAUGCCCAAGUGAAGCUUCAACGAAAAUGUCGCAUCAUAAAUAUGUGUAUAGCAUUUGUUGUGCUAAUUAUCUUAAGUGCAAUCAUUGUCAACUAUCCGUUUUUUGGAGACCAGAGAGAUUUUUUUAUUUGUGUUAGAGUUUUCGAGGAAUAUUUUGGCGAAUGGUCGUUCGUUCCUUACUACUUUUAUUUCGCAGCAUCUCCGUUUUUUUACUAUAAUUACUUUAAGCUUUGUUUUACUUUUGUUUACGCAGUUUUGGAAGCGGGAUUACAAUUCUUUCUAAUUGAAGGAUAUUUGUUGCAAACGUAUAAAGUGGAUUAUUUGAAACGUUGGAAAUAUUUAAAAGAUAGUCGAUAUCAACAAGAACUUGGAAAAUCGUUACGACUUUGUAUUGUUCAUCAUAUUGCUUUAAAGAAAUUGGUUAAAAUGAUUGUGAAUCUUACGGUAAAUGGCAUGCCGAUUUUUCUGCUACUUGGGUCUCUUCUUUACAUUAGUUGUUUUACGUUUACCAUAAAUCUCGUCAACUCGUUGACCAACAUUUUAAAGACACGAAUAAUUUUGAUGGGGGCAAGUUGUGUGGGCGUGACUGUACUGUUGUGUUGGAAUGGCCAACAAAUAAUAGAUGUGAUAAGUAGCAUUUUUACUACCUUAGUUGGAGCUCCUUGGUACUUUUGGAACCUUGAUAACAUUAAAAUUCUUCUGAUGUUCAUAACAAAUUGUACCAAGAAUGAUAGCAUUGUUUUGGCCGGGAUUUGUUUAGAUUACAAACUUUUUGCUUCUGUGUGUACACCAUGUGGGUUUGUGAAUUUUUUUAUUAAAUUUUUGUUUCAGAUCUUGCGAAUCUCUUUCUCGUAUGCUCUAGUUUUGUUCAAUCUUCGCAAAGCUUCUGUCUCUUGGAACAACCAAAACUAA
Messenger RNA from Tribolium castaneum (red flour beetle), 1386 nucleotides. RefSeq lists its product as uncharacterized. The record is from RefSeq and is a predicted model, not a curated record. Gene Ontology annotation, cellular component: plasma membrane. The transcript has 6 exons. Bases 166 to 1386 code for a protein of 406 amino acids. NCBI's taxonomy places the organism in Eukaryota, Metazoa, Arthropoda, Insecta, Coleoptera, Tenebrionidae. Gene Ontology annotation, biological process: sensory perception of smell; detection of chemical stimulus involved in sensory perception of smell. Gene Ontology annotation, molecular function: olfactory receptor activity; odorant binding.